AUGACUUCCAGGCGGAGGGGGAGGGCCGCGCACGCGCGCGAGGGCACGCCACCGGAAGGGAUGCGCCGGGACCGAGGGUUGGGUGGUUAACACGCCUGCGCAGUCGGUUCUCCCGGCGACUGUGUUGCGCAAAUGGUGGAGAAGAAACCCUCGGUUCGCUCCCAGGACCCUGGACAGCGGCGGGUGCUGGACCGGGCAGCCCGGCAGCGCCGGAUCAACCGACAGCUAGAAGCUUUAGAGAAUGACAACUUCCAGGAUGACCCCCACGCGGGCCUCCCCCAGCUGGGCAAGAGGCUGCCUCAGUUUGAUGACGAUGCAGACACAGGCAAGAAAAAGAAGAAAACUCGAGGUGACCAUUUCAAACUUCGCUUCCGGAAAAACUUCCAGGCUUUGCUGGAGGAGCAGAACCUGAGCACAUCUGAGGGCCCCAACUACUUGACGGCCUGUGCGGGUCCCCCGUCCCGACCCCAGCGCCCCUUCUGCGCUGUGUGUGGCUUCCCGUCCCCGUAUACCUGCGUAAGCUGUGGUGCCCGGUACUGCACGGUCCGCUGCCUGGGCACCCACCAGGAGACCAGGUGUCUGAAGUGGACGGUGUAAACCUGGCAUCAGGGAGAGGAAGUCUCAUCCUCCCCCAACCCUUCCCCCAGCUCAUCCUCAAAGGCUAGAGAGAGGAACUGCCCAUUCACCCAGGAAAGCUGUGUCCUGCCAACCAGGGAAGGCCACAUGGACCCCAGGGACUGUGGUGGGCUUGGUCCAGCCCACAGAUUGCUAUGAUAAUAAAUGGCCCGGUGACAGGAACCUGCCUGCUUGUUGAGGUGUUUGGAGGCGAAGGUCAGGUUGGCUGUCUGUCCUGCGUACACUCUGUCCUCCCUCUUCCAGCCUCCCGCUGUCUGCCCGCUGUGUCGUGGGAGGUUUAUGUCCCAACACCAGCUACUCUCAACUCAUCUCUGCCCUUAUUAGCUGGUGCUUUAGUUUGGUUUUAGAAAUAAAGUCUUAUUGUAGACAA
This is a messenger RNA of Peromyscus maniculatus bairdii (prairie deer mouse), 1006 nucleotides long. It is a transcript of the gene Znhit1, whose product is annotated as zinc finger HIT-type containing 1. Lineage: Eukaryota; Metazoa; Chordata; Mammalia; Rodentia; Cricetidae. The record is from RefSeq and is a predicted model, not a curated record. Gene Ontology annotation, biological process: chromatin remodeling.